Molecule: messenger RNA, 1307 nt
Organism: Ricinus communis (castor bean)
Lineage: Eukaryota; Viridiplantae; Streptophyta; Magnoliopsida; Malpighiales; Euphorbiaceae
Product: protein PLANT CADMIUM RESISTANCE 10
Exons: 4
Coding region: 288-857 (189 amino acids)
Source: RefSeq, a predicted model, not a curated record
CCAUACAAGGAGAAGCCCAAGCAAGCAGCUGUCGUCACUCAUCAAUUUGAAUUUCAAUUUUUCGACAACACAUUCUAAUCUUCUUCUUCUUCUUCUUCCGGAUCUUGCUGUUGUUGCUUCAUCAAUUCAUUGAUCACGUAGCGGUACCUACAACUUCCUUUUUCAGGUUUGAGGUGUUAGUAAGGUUUUGCAGCUUGUCGCUAUGUAAUUUCUUGUAAUCGUUCCUUGAUGCUUUAACCAGGAGCAGUUUAAUUGUUAGCUGGGACAUAUUUCUCUCCCAGAGCAAUAUGACAAAUCAAAACAGUUAUGUGCCUCCACCCUACAUUCCAUUGGGACACUCAGAUUUAGAAGCAGAGACUGGUCACCAUAAUGAAGUCCAUCUUGCUUCUCAUCAAACCGGUGAUGGACCGAUACCAUGGUCUUCUGGAAUCUGUGCUUGUUGCGAUGAUAUGCAGAGCUGUUGUGUGGGCCUCUUUUGUCCUUGCUAUUUGUUUGGGAAGAAUGCAGAAGUUUUAGGCUCUGGAACAUUGAUUGGGUCAUGCAUGACCCAUUUCAUUCUGUGGGCUCUUGUCAAUACUGUAUGUUGUUGCAUGACUGAUGGCAUUUUGUUGGGAUUGCCUGGAUGCUUUGUUUCAUGUUAUGCUUGUGGGUACCGCAGGGUGCUCCGAGAAAAGUAUAAUUUGCAGGAAGCACCAUGUGGUGAUCUUACGACACACUUUUUCUGUCAUUUAUGUGCUAACUGCCAGGAGUACAGAGAGAUUCGUGAAAGAACUUGCAACACUAACCCUGCUGAUCUUACACUGCCAGUGGUUGCAGCUCCCCGAAUCCAGACAAUGGAAUCAGGUAUUGCAGAGUAGUACUACUGUGAAUUAGAGCAGCGGCAAUUAUCUAUCUCUAUCCUUUGGCUGAUUUGUGCCUUUUAAGGUUGAGAUUGAUUAUGCUUCACAAUGUUUUGCUUAUGCUGAGAUGUGGUUGCACUUAAAGCAUGUUAGCUAAAUAUUGUAUCAUGACGUGAAGUGAAAUUGCUGGAAUCAACAGCAGAUUUUUGCUACCUGCUCUUGGCUCGCUUAAACUUUGAUGAACUUGCAUGAGACUCCUCAAAUCAAGUUUUAAUCUCGUUAAAGUAGGGUAGAUAUGCCAAAGGAUAGCAAGGGUUGCUGGGUGGAGGUGGUCAAACCUGGCUUUGAAACUUAGCUGUGAGUUUAUUUGAAAACUUUAGAGGUUGGAGGUUGUGAUUCUUAAUUUAUAUGAACAUGUUUCGAACAGUUCUCCACUUGCUUAAGUUUGUUUUACUUUUUCAUCUCAAA